GACCGCCGACUACUUCCGCGUUUGCUUCCUUGUUUACGAAAGCGCAAAGACAUCGGGCGCUUUACGCCGCAAAAUAUGUCGUUUUGUCAACACUAUCUGACCAUUUAUUUAGUUUCCUUUCCAAUUUUAGUUAGUUUUUGGGCUUCGGUGUGUUUAUAAAGAAGUUUGAACAAGUCUCGGAAUGGCCACGGCCGCAACUCCGGAGGAGCCGCAAGGGCUCCAAAGCCACCCUGGACAUUCCACUGAGGCGGGGAAAGAGAUUCCAGGCAUUGGCCCAGCUCCGGUUGUGAAGAAAACCAUUGGCCACCGUGGAGUGGAUCAGACCGGGGAGACAGUCUACAAAAAGACGCCCUCGUGGGCUCUGCAAGGUGCCAUCCAGUUGGGAAUCACGCACACGGUGUGCAGCUUGGCUCAGAAGUCCGAGCGGGACGUGCUGCUGCAGGACUUCGAAGAGGUGGAGAGCAUCUACUUCCCCGGUGAAGGCAGCAGCCACACGCCGGCGCACCACUACGGAGACUUCAGGUUCAAGACGUAUGCGCCCAUUGCGUUCCGCUACUUCAGGGAAAUGUUUUCCAUCCAGCCUGAUGACUACAUGUGUUCUCUGUGUAGCGAGGACCUGAUCGAGCUGUCCAACCCGGGAGCCAGUGGCUCUCUCUUCUACCUCUCCAACGACGACCAGUUCAUCAUGAAGACGUUGCAGCGCAAGGAGGCCGAGUUCCUGCAGAAGCUCCUUCCUGGAUACUUCAUGAACCUGAACCAGAACAAGCGGACCCUGCUACCCAAAUUUUACGGUCUCUACUGCAUCCAGAGAAACGGCACCAACAUCCGCAUCGUCGUCAUGAACAACCUGCUGCCCUCCUCGGUCCAGCUGCACCUCAAGUUCGACCUGAAGGGCUCCACGUACCACCGCCGGGCCUCCUCCAAGGAACGGGCCAAGGCGUUGCCCACCUAUAAGGACCUGGACCUCCUGCAGGACAUGCCGGACGGGAUGCUGCUGGACGCCGAUAUGUACAACGCCUUCUGCAAGACAGUGCAGCGGGACUGUCUGGUGCUACAGAGUUUUAAGAUCAUGGACUACAGCCUCCUGCUCGGGAUUCACAUGGUAGAUCGGGCCGGCGGAGAGACGGCGCAGACGGAGCCGGCAGCGGAGAGGAGGAAGCCUCAGAACCAGAAGGUCCUGUACAACACGCCCAUGGAGGCCAUCCAGGCCGAAGCCAUGGACCCCGGCUCGCCGGGAAGCCGCGACCCCACGGGAGGGAUUCCGGCACGAAACUGCAAAGGCCAGAGACUGCUGGUGUACAUUGGCAUCAUUGACAUUCUGCAGUCUUACAGUUUACACAUCUCGCAGAUUUGUCAAGAUGCUGGAGCACACGUGGAAAUCUCUGGUUCAAGACGGGGAUGCGGUGUCAGUGCACAGACCGGAUUUCUACGCCGACCGAUUCCAGAAGUUCAUGUGCAACACGGUCUUCAAGAGGGUCCAAUUGAAGACGUCACCAUCCAAGAGGCGCCACAGUACUAUGAGGAAGACCGACAGUGCCGCAGCACAGCAGGCGGAACAGAGCAGCAACCAGAAUCAGAACCAGCAGCCCGUUGUAAAGGAUGAGAAGAGCUCAGACAGCAAAGAAGACGCGGCGCAAGACAAUGGGGUAAAGGAAGCACCUAAAUCCAAUGAGGCAAAUGGAAAGACCUGAUGACAACUCUCAACUGAAACUUAGCCAAAAACAAGGUGUUUUUGUUUUUCUUUGGGUACCAUUUUUACCUCCCGUUUGAUUGCCUUUGGAGUUAUGAUGUCAUAUUGUUACUCAUCUCAGUGGAAUGUUUUGACAUGCAACCAAAGAUGUUUCUCACCUUCAAUUUAGCGUUAUUCAGCGUAAAUUAAGGACUUUUGGAGGUGAAAAGCCACCAUGUUCAAUGGAUGGACCAAACCACCAGAAUUGAGUGCCAAGACACAAUCAAAGCCAUAACAAAAUGACCUGUACAUUGAAAAUAAUGUAUGCUGUCUAAUUUCUAUUGUAUUAUUGGUUUCAGUCUGUGUUUACAAUUUUGAUACUCCGGCGAUGUUACACCAUAUACUGUACAAACAGUAACAAUGAGGGUGAGUUAUUUAUGAGUGUUUUACACUACAAUGUUUGAUUUACAGGUUCUGGAAAGGGUGCAAUAAUUGUGAUUUGGGGCAGAUUGCUAUUUUAUCCUUAAGGAAUGUGCCUUUUGGACCAAAAUCCUGUGUAUUUAUUAGUCUAUUACUGUAUGCCAUUUUUGCUGUCUGUUGAAUUUUCAUCAUACUUUUGUAAAUAAAAUUUACUUUUAUGAUA
Molecule: messenger RNA, 2312 nt
Organism: Phycodurus eques (leafy seadragon)
Lineage: Eukaryota; Metazoa; Chordata; Actinopteri; Syngnathiformes; Syngnathidae
Product: phosphatidylinositol 4-phosphate 5-kinase type-1 alpha-like
Exons: 13
Coding region: 182-1603 (473 amino acids)
Biological process (GO): phosphatidylinositol metabolic process
Molecular function (GO): phosphatidylinositol kinase activity
Source: RefSeq, a predicted model, not a curated record